CCAUUCUUCCUGCGUCCAGUCUUUGUGAGGCCGAGAUGCAGCUUUUACCAUUCCUGGGUCUUGUCGUCUUCGCGUCCGCGGCGAAGAUAAAACGAGGUGCUUUCCCUUUCGCCGGGAUUUACCCUGCUAUAUACACAGUCAACCUUCCGUAUCAUCUUUCGCCUGUGCCACCGUUGACCGCGGUCGCGGAACUACGCGGCUACGGAGAUGUUGAAGGCAGCGACGGGGUUAAGGGACGUGUCAUGUUCAUUCAAACUGUCGGCGGAGCAGUCCUGAUGUCAGGAAAUGUUACAGGACUGUCUUCUGGAGCUCACGGUUUACACGUUUACGAAUUCGGAGACACGAUGGAAGGAUGCAAAUCGAUGGGGGCUCACUACAACCCCUUAUUCGUUAACCACGGAGGACCGGCUGAUCCGUACAGGCAUGUCGGUGAUCUGGGCAACAUCAUGGCCGGGGAAGACGGAGUCGCUAAGAUCCAAGAGUCAGACCACCUUAUAUCCCUAGGGGGUCCACACUCCAUCGUCGGUCGUGGUCUUGUUGUGCACCAGAACAAGGAUGAUUUCGGCCGUGGCGGGGACAAGGAAAGCCUGAGAACCGGUAACGCCGGAGGACGUGUCGCCUGUGGUGUGAUCGCCUGGGCAAUGCCGCCUCCACCUUACCGGCCACCACCGCCCCCAGCACAACCAGAAAGCACAAGGGAAGAAUGAUUAUGAUAGAUUUUUGAAUAAAAUAUCUUGUAAAAUUUUAUUUUGUAAAUAAAAGCCUGUUAAACAG
Cimex lectularius (bed bug) is the source of this 774-nucleotide messenger RNA. Its product is annotated as superoxide dismutase [Cu-Zn]-like. Bases 36 to 707 code for a protein of 223 amino acids. Gene Ontology annotation, molecular function: superoxide dismutase activity; copper ion binding. Gene Ontology annotation, biological process: removal of superoxide radicals. The record is from RefSeq and is a predicted model, not a curated record. NCBI's taxonomy places the organism in Eukaryota, Metazoa, Arthropoda, Insecta, Hemiptera, Cimicidae. The transcript has 4 exons.